Messenger RNA from Drosophila nasuta, 2847 nucleotides. Its product is annotated as ubiquitin-conjugating enzyme E2 S. NCBI's taxonomy places the organism in Eukaryota, Metazoa, Arthropoda, Insecta, Diptera, Drosophilidae. The transcript is spliced from 4 exons. The coding region runs from base 987 to 1619 and encodes 210 amino acids. The record is from RefSeq and is a predicted model, not a curated record.
AUUAGUUGGAAUAUUUUUUUCAUUACUGAAAAAUAAAUAAUUGGUUGAACAAUCGCUGUGCGUCUGUAUGCAAUUCGAUAGGCGCGAAUGAGACAACACUAGUGCAUCUGCGCAUAAAAGCAGUAUAGAUAGCAGCUUGUGUUUGGUACUAACUACACACACAACCGCAUACGCUGCACGCACAGUAAAUAUAUGAAUUAUUAACAAUUUAUCUAAUUAAAUGGUAUGUUGCGACUUGGCGAUUAAGACACUGCAAUAAAUACGCCGAAAAGUGGAAAGCAAUUAGAGAAAAUAUAAUUACCAAUAGCGAUCUAAGAGUGUAGCGCAUGCCAUACGACGAGGGUUUCUGUAAAUGGAGGCUGCUGUUUUGUGUUUUGUUGUUGAGUUGAGCGUGUGUGAAGUGUGCAAUUGACUAGAAAUUGUUUUUUUUUUGUUUUUAAAUGUGUCGCAAAGCCAAUAACAAAAACGGACAACAAAUCGAUUUCAGUUUGAAACACAUUCAACUUGCCACCACCAAGCAUACAACACGAGGCAAUAAUUGCAAUAAAGCGCCAGCGAGUAGUGGGAAAAACAAAAACGCAAACGCAAACGAAAACAGUGCAAACAGUUUUCCCCCCACUGCUGCUGCACGAGGAGACGCUGUCUCUAAAGCUUAACGGCGCUGCAGUAAAUACAGUUGGACUUGAAGCUUUUUUUUGCAAGCGAAAAAAAACUUAAGCAUUUGACAGUAUUAACAACAACUACAACAAUAAUAAGAGGUGCAGGACAUUGAAGCAGCAGCAACGCAGAGACUAUUGAGAAACCUUGAAACGCAUUCAAACACAACACACGCAUACACUUACACUCACAUAUAGAUCUAUUGCGUGAGAGCGAAAGAGCAAGACGCUCACGUACACCCACACUACACACACACAAGCGUGCAGCACACGGACAAGCACACACACACACACACACACACACAGGCAGCGGGAACAGCAGGCGAAGCCAUGAGUUCGCAAUAUUCGAACGUGGAGAAUCUGUCGCCACAGACGAUCAGACAGGUGAUGAAGGAGCUGCAGGAUAUGGAGACAACGCCACCCGAAGGCAUCAAGGUGCUGAUCAAUGAGAGCGAUGUCACCGAUAUUCAAGCACUAAUCGAUGGUCCAGCUGGCACUCCAUAUGCCGUUGGUGUGUUUCGCGUCAAGCUGACGCUGAGCAAAGAUUUCCCACAGACACCGCCGAAAGCGUAUUUCCUCACCAAGAUAUUCCAUCCGAAUGUGGCCGCCAAUGGCGAGAUUUGUGUGAACACAUUGAAAAAGGAUUGGAAACCCGAUUUGGGCAUUAAACACAUACUGCUUACGAUUAAAUGCCUGCUCAUUGUGCCCAAUCCGGAGUCGGCGCUUAACGAAGAAGCCGGCAAAAUGCUUCUCGAGCGUUAUGAUGAUUAUUCGCAGCGUGCGCGCAUGAUGACCGAGAUACAUGCCCAGCCGGCCAAAUGCGGAGGUGCUGCUGCUGCCAGCGAUGCCAAAGAUGAUGAUGGACCAUCGACGAAGAAACACGCUGGUCUUGACAAGAAGCUGCAGGAUAAGAAAAAGGAGAAAUUGCUGAAGGAGAAGAAGCGUAUGCUCAAGAGAUUAUGAGAGGCAUAAGUCAAGACAGCAGAUCAGCCAGCCAGCCAGAGGGAGAGAGACAGCGAGAGAUACAGAGCGAGAGGGAGAAAAAAGAGAAAUACUACAAUAAAAUGGAGCAGUAAAUUACAUAUUUGGCACAACAACAACAACUAAAAGAACAUCAACAGGAACACCAAUGAACAGAUUCUACAUUAGGUACUAUAUGAAAAAUCAAAAGUGAGCCGUUAGACAAACGAGAUCUGAAUCAGAGCGAGAGGUAGAGAGCGAGAGAGAGAGAAAUAUAGAUAGAGGAGUGUACAUGAAAGGAAGGAAUCAAAGGAAUGAUCGAAAUAGCGACCAAGCAAACCACUCCAAAGAAAAUGCAUCCAGUUAAAUAUACGAAACAAACAUAAAUAUAAAAUAACAAUACUUAAGAAUGGAAAAGCGAAGCCGAAGCAAAAAAACAACUCUGGUUGAAGUCUGUGCAACACUUCGGUGCGUCCCAGCAGAUAGAUCAGAUAUAACAGUUACGAUGAGAGACCGAUAUUAGAUUGUAGACGAAACGAAACUGAUGAGAAGAAGAUAAUGAUGAUCCUAUAUAUAUAUAUAAAUACAUAUAUAUAUAUAUAUAUAUAUAUAUAUAUAUAUAUAUAUAUAUAUAUAUAUAUAUAUAUAUAUAUAUAUAUAUAUAUAAUUUAGUGCUGCCCUAGCCCACGUCCUCGUCUCCAUCCUCCUCGCCUUCUUCAUGCCCAUUUUUCAAGAAUCGUAGCAUAAAUUAUAUGUGUAUUUGUAAUUAGUUUAAACAUUCAACUCACCCAUCUCCCAGUCAGUCCCCUAAGAAGAAAGCAUCACCAGCAUGUGUAGCGUUAUGCGUAUAGAUCAUAUUUAUUGUGAGCUUACAGUUUUAUUAUUUUUUUUAAUUGUUCUCUUUGACAUUCGUACGUUUCAAUUAAAAACAAAGAUUCUACUUAAACUAAGAACACAACAAAAACAAAACAAAAAAACGGAGGGAGAAGAAGCAAAGCAAAUAAUAUUUAUUGAGAAAUUGAAAGAAAUCGAAGAUCCUUGAACAUGUGAUUGAUUAUUAUAAUCCUAUCGUUAUAUCAACAACAACUACCAAAUUCAUAUUGUGAAAUAUACGAGACGAUUUUCAAAUUAUAAUCACGUUUCCGGGAACUUCGCACAACAAAAUGUAGUAUCAUAUUUUGGUUAGACAUUUAGGUUAUAAUAAAAAAAACAAAAUACAAAAAAAAAAAAA